UUGCCCCCUACUGACACGGCCACGGUGCCACCCACCCUGACGUCGUCCCUGCCAGGCAGCGAGAUUCCCACUAAUACCACCGAUGUAACCACCAGUACAACCGCCGAUAUAACCGCGUCUGAGUCCUCUGCCCCGCCUGUCACCAACUCGACCAUGCCUGCUGAAACGUCGAGUGUCCCCGUUGCCACGUCCAGCCUUCCCGCCACAAGCGUGACCACGGGCGAUGCUACUGUGUCGGUGAACAGCACCACUGUUCCCGAGACCUCCACUGAAGUCCCCCCCACCAGCACGUUACCGACCAGCACGUUGCCGCUCACUACUCACUCUACUCCCCCGCCCAAGACGACUACAACAGCGGCUCCGACAUUCACCAGUAUUCCCGCCACGGCCACCAUCACCGACUCUGAAUCGUGGCUUCCGUCCACCAUUAUCAUUCAGCCCUCAUCGAUGAAGGUCAGCACUGGUGGACUUGCUCCAACCUCCUCGCCGACGGGCAUUCCCAGCGGACUACCUAGAGCCAUCACUCCGUAUGAUACUGUCCCAGAGCAACCCCCCAACACCACGCUGGCGCAGAUCUCGUUCCUCUACGGCAUGAAUUAUGCUUGGCUCGUACAGCAGCCUAUGGCUGCUGCCCAGCUCUUCUCGCUGCUUCCUCAGGCUCUUGGCUUCGGACAAGGGUUCGAUCCCUCUGAGGCUGUUAUGCUCAGGAUUGUUCCGUAUGACACCACUUCGCAGUUAGGUUACAUCACGUCGCAGGCCCUCAUCUAUGUUCCCACCCUGGCAUUUGACACGCUGAGGUUGGAUUACAAAAUUCCUUCGGCGCGACUGUACCAGAAUCCUGCGCCAUUGAUUUCCAACAUGACAAGCCAAAUCAAUCCUGCCAUCGACAUUAUCCCUGGUUCUGGAUUGGGAGAUGUAGGUACUGUCUCGACAGACCCAUCGAACCCAACGUCGACGGGCAACAGCAACAACGAUGCGUUUGGAACGGGCGACACAUCUGGUGACCAGACGGCUUCCCAAAAGGGGACGACGGCUGCUAUUGCCGUGGGAGCUGCCUCCCUUGCUGGUGCUUACGGCGCGGCCAUGUUCAUCAUUGCCCGCCGAUACAAGCGCAAGAAGCAGAGACAUCAACGGUCCAGUUCGGUUGCUUCUCCCUCGGAGAUGCGCCAGAGGGGCAGUCCGGCCAUGAUGGGUGGUGCGCUCCUCAGCCGCGACUUCACGGCAGGUAGUUACGGAGGUGUCGCGCCCAACACGCGCCACAGCCAGGGCAGCGGAAGGAGUGGCAUGAACAACUCGGGCCGCACCGCCUUCAUUUCGGCGCCAGUUGCAGCUGAGAAUUCUCUCGGCUGGAACUGA
Molecule: messenger RNA, 1356 nt
Organism: Pseudomassariella vexata
Lineage: Eukaryota; Fungi; Ascomycota; Sordariomycetes; Amphisphaeriales; Pseudomassariaceae
Exons: 1
Biological process (GO): osmosensory signaling pathway via Sho1 osmosensor; signal transduction involved in filamentous growth; establishment of cell polarity
Cellular component (GO): cell surface; plasma membrane; extracellular region
Molecular function (GO): osmosensor activity
Source: RefSeq, a predicted model, not a curated record